Triticum aestivum (bread wheat) is the source of this 3078-nucleotide messenger RNA. RefSeq lists its product as uncharacterized. The record is from RefSeq and is a predicted model, not a curated record. NCBI's taxonomy places the organism in Eukaryota, Viridiplantae, Streptophyta, Magnoliopsida, Poales, Poaceae. The transcript is spliced from 4 exons. Bases 1728 to 2831 code for a protein of 367 amino acids.
UUUUGCCCGCUCCCACCUUCAGCCGAUGUAAUUUAUCGUUUUGGUAUAUGCGUGGACGGUUAUUCUUUUAGUCGUGGGUUCGUGGCGUUUCUAAUUGCAGGCGGUAGCGGCGGGAGGUCUCGGCGGCGAGCGGCCGCAGCGCGGAGGAGCGUGGUGUCCUUCGGCGGCGAUUCCACCGAUCCCCUUCGCCUCCGGUGGCUGAUUAGGUGUCGGCUUGCUGAUGGGAACACGGAUCUGUCCACAAAGGUAUGUUUUAGGUCUCUACGAUCUAGGUUUUGGGGUCCUGAUGGUGGUAGGUAGGCUAGGACGAAGCGGAAUAAAGGGAUCUCUUCGGCCUCUUCCUCGUCCUGCCGGUGUGGCCUGUGUAGAUGGCGCCAGGCCGGCGAGGGUAGGGCUCUCGACUUCCUACUUGUGGCGCUUUGUAUAGGAGUCAUGAGCUGGCCGCCGUUCCAUCCAAUUCAAGAGGCUGCGGCCAGUCCAGGAUCUCAUGAGCACGGGCAGGUUCCCUGGCCGUGGCUGGGUGAUUCUUCCAGCUCACAAAGGCCAUGUAUGGCGAUGGUGCUCCAGACGCCCUUGUAUGUUUGGGCUAUUUUGGUUUUACUUCCAUGUGUGUAGGUGGGGAUUGCACGGUAGGAGUUUUUGCAGAGGCUGUAGAUAGAAGAGGUCAUGAGGCUGAACAUCCUGUCCAAUCAGGAACACCCUUAUUUUUGCACAGAGAUGGGUGGUCAUGGAUUCAAAGAAGGCGGAGUGUAGUCAUGUAGUGUCGCUGGUGUUUCUCGGUGUCAGGUUAUGUUUGGCCAUUGGCAUGCAUAUUGAUGCGCCAUGCAUCUCCUUUCAUCAUGAUGGUCAGCGACCGCGUCUUCGCCGCCGGAGCUGUUCAGUAUCACCUACUCUCGGGUGAAGCUCGGCGAGAGAGGCCCUAUAGUUUACAAAUAUUCGUGGAGCUCUCACAAUGGCAGACAGAGAGAGGAGCUACUCCAGCAUUGCAUGGCUGACAGCAAGUGACUAAUGCCCUAAUCUUGUUGUGUAAAUUAAUGCAACUGGCGUUAACUUGUAGAGCAUCAUGUUGUUAGAAUAGUUCUAAGGUCACCGUGUGAUUUCGUUUACAUUUUUGCUUGCUUGCCGGUGUACCAAACAAGAUGGAUGUAGCUUCUGCCGAGGUAUGGACGAGGGGCGGGUCCGUUCCUCUGUUCCUGCUCUGUUCCCCUCCCCUAGGACAUCAAGGUGCUCCCGCUACUGAUUUCCUUGGGAGGAUUCUUCGUCUGGGAGUGCGAUUCCGGUCGCUCUCUCGCUGCUUUCUUCCCCCUCUCCAUCUCCCUUGCCGCGCUACCUUGUGGUGGGUUGACCUAGAUCUGUUUUGUUCGGGGCGAUUAAGGGGCGAUCUGUGCAUCGCUACCUGCCCUUGGCAAUGGCAGAUCGAGGCUCGAAUUCCACCCUUGAUGCGGCGGCUACUGGAGAGGCUGGGACCCAGGACUCCUUGGAUCGACGCGCCCCCGCGCCUGCAACAAGGGAUCCGGUGCCGACCCCCGCCCCGGUGCUCGGGGAGUUUGGUUCUGAUUCUGCCCCUCGUGUGGUGGAGAUGGAGCGCCUCCGUCUGACGGCGAUUGAGGCCGCAACCGGUCUUGGUGGAUGAUGAAGAUGAGGCAGAUCAGGUGGAUCCGGGUCGUGCGCUGGUGGGGAAGGUGCUCUCCCCCAACGUCCUCCACAUCAACACCAUCUCAUCGGCAAUGAGGCCGGCGUGGGGAAAUCCCCAAGGCUUGUUGUUCCAUCCAGUAGGAGAUAACCUGUUUGUGGCGGAGUUCGCCACCCCUGCAGGCCGUGCUUGUGUUCUGGAAGGCUCGCCAUGGAUGGUGGGUUGCCAUGCUGUCCUUUUCAAGGAUUUUGAUGCUGAAAUUCAACCGACUCAGAUGAUCUUUGAUCGACUGACCAUAUGGGCACGAAUUAUGGCCCUGCCUCCAAGACUGAUGAAAUCCAACCUUGGUAUGGAAUUUGCAAAGCCGAUUGGCAAGAUUGUGCGUGUGGAGUCGGAUGCCGAUGGUCGUUGUUGGGGCUCCGACAUGAGGGUUCGGGCCGAGGUUUUGGUUCAGGAACCAGUGGUAAGGUAUGUUACUGUAACAUCUGCCAAAACAAAGAGCACCGAAACAUAUUCAGUCAUGUACGAGCGACUACCUUUCCUCUGCUUUUCAUGUGGCCUGUUAGGUCACUCGUCGAUGUUGUGCCCAACUCCGGGCGUCCGUGAUGAAAAUGGAGAGCUCCCCUAUGCUGCCAUGAAAGUGUGUGUUCCUAAUGAUCAACCAAAGUGGUCGGGGGGCUCAAAGUCCAGUUUUGCUUCUUCCUCGUCCGGCUUUUUUCAAAGAACCUCGGGACAGAAGACCUUUACUGCUGGUACUGGAAUUUCUGAUCCUAGCAGUCAAGUCAAUAAUGUUGCCAAGAAUAAUGUGGUCGAUGAGACAGAGGUUUCCUCCCCAGCUAAGGGUGGUCCUGGCCGUGGUAGCUCAUCCCGUGGAAGGGGGCGUGCCAGUUCUGCCCGUGGUCGUGUCCGAGGGAAGAUUGGGGGCUCGGGCAAGGAAUUGUUCCCGGUCUCUAAGUCAAAGAAAGGUAUGUCCGGACAGAAACGCAAAACUGCUAAAGACACACCUGGUCAGCUCUCUGAAGGUACUACUUGCUCUGAAAUCAAUCAGCUUGCUAUUGUUCUAUCUGGCAAUUCUGUUGGAGCUGCUCCUCCACUUGAAAUGAUUGGAGAUAUUGAGUCAGUUAAGAAACAAAGGACUUCUCCUACCCGAUCGGCGGAUCCGGCGGCGGCUGCGGAGCAGCGCCGCCAGACGCAAUGAGUCUGUUAUGCUGGAACUGUCGAGGCUUGGGGUCGGACUCGACGGUUGGCGAGCUUCGCUGGUUAGUUAAGCUUCACCGCCCCACCCUCCUCUUUCUCUCUGAGGCAAAGAUGAGGGAUUCACGUGUCAGAAACUUUAUGUGGUCUCUAGGUUUUACCGGGUGUUUGGCCGUUAAUUCCGACGGCUUGAGUGGUGGUUUGGCUCUGUUUUGGACGGCGUCUGUUAAUGUUUCUCUCAAGGGGAGCAA